Molecule: messenger RNA, 600 nt
Organism: Orycteropus afer afer
Lineage: Eukaryota; Metazoa; Chordata; Mammalia; Tubulidentata; Orycteropodidae
Source: RefSeq, a predicted model, not a curated record
AUGAAAAAUUACUAUGAGUGUAAUAAAAAGAACAUAACCUCUUAUCCUCCAUUCCUUAAUCAGCAGGAGCAAACGCAUAUUGGAGAGAAACAUAAAUGUAACCAAUGUGGAAAAGCCUUCAAAAGGAUUUCUAAUCUUAUUUUGCACAAGGCAAGUCACAUGGGAGAGAAACAAUAUGAAUGUAAGGAAUGUGGGAAAGUCUUCAAUGAUUCCUCAACGUUAAGGAGACAUCUGAGAAUACACACAGGAGAGAAACCCUAUGAAUGUAAUCUGUGUGGAAAAGCUUUCAGUCAAAAAACAUCUCUUAAAUCUCAUGUGAGAACUCACACUGGAGAGAAACCUUAUGAGUGUAAUGAGUGUGGGAAAUCUUUUGGCACAAGCUCUUACCUUAUAGUGCACAAGAGAAUUCAUACUGGGGAAAAACCAUAUGAGUGUAAGGAAUGUAGGAAAGCCUUCAGUGUUUCCUCUUCCCUUAGGAGACAUGUGAGAACUCACACUGGAGAAAAACCCUAUGAAUGUAUUCAGUGUGGAAAAGCCUUCAGUCAGAGCUCUUCACUUAUCAUUCACAAGAGAAUUCAUAUUGAGAGAGAAAUCAUGUAA